AUGGUCUCUCAGUCUUUACAAGUAGCCGAAUCAUGUGACGAGAAAGCUGCCCGGGCGAAAUCUGAUGCUGCCUCUAGCGCUCCUCUACUCACCGUCUCAGCCUUAGCUCGUCGAAGUCCGUUGAUGGUGAAUACUAGCUCACACCCUCAGUCUGAGGUCACCCUGGAUGCCUUUACUCGCUGGCAAGAUAGCUUCGAGCGAGACGAUAAGGCUCAAUUGGCUAGUACUUUGCUCAGCAAACAACACAUACCGUCUGCUCUCCUUAGCAGAAAAGCUAUCAGUGCAGAUAAACAAAUAUUCUCCCAUACGUUGACUGUACAACCAACGCCAGUCACCAAUCAAAAGGCUUCUGGACGAUGCUGGCUCUUCGCGGGCUGUAACGUGGUUCGCAUGGGUAUUGUCAAGAAGUUUAAUCUAGGCGAGUUCGAACUCAGCGAGUCUUACUUGUCUUUCUGGGAUCACGUCGAAAAGUCUAAUUAUUUUCUUGAAAACGUCAUUGAGCUUGCGGAAGAGCCAAUCGACGCUCGGAUUAUCUCUCUUCUCUGUAGCGCUCCUCUAGGUGAUGGAGGUCAAUGGGAUAUGGUCGUAGGACUGGUUGAGAAGUAUGGCUUAGCACCCAAGUCAAUCUUUGAUGAAUCUUACAACUCUUCCAACUCGGAUGGAAUCAACGAUUUCCUCAAUUCUAAACUGCGUGACCAAGCUAUUGAACUUCGUCAAAUUUAUACCGAUGCCAAGACCCAUGCUAUUGAUAAUCUUGGUCAAGACUCUGACUCAGCCAGCAUUGCUGGAGUUCGAGCUGCUCGUCAGGCUAAGGAGACUAUGAUGUCCCAAAUCUACCGCUGCCUAGCCAUUGCUUUAGGCUCUCCCCCUUCCCCGACUGAGAGUUUCAAAUGGGAUUACCUCGACAAGUCAGGCAAGGCUCACAGCCUGGUUUCUACUCCUCUGGACUUCUACCAUAAGCAUUGUGCUGGAUUUCAGGCAUCUGAAUACAUUAGCAUGAUCAAUGACCCCAGAAAUCCUUACGACCAGUCAUACCUGAUUGAGCGAUCUGGAAAUGUCUGGGGUGGUCGUCCUGUUAAGUUUCUUAACACUAGCAUUGAUGUAUUGAAGAGCUUAGUGAUCGACAUGAUCAAAGCUGACAAACCAGUCUGGUUUGGCUGUGAUGUGGGCAAGAUGUCAAAUAAUACUUACGGUAUCAUGGACACUGAACUAUUUGAUUAUGAAGCUGCGUUUGGGACGACCCCUCGUUUAUCGAAAUCCGAGAGACUCCAAAUGGGUGAUAGCGCCCCGACUCAUGCAAUGGUAAUCACUGGUGUCCACCUUGACGAACAAGGUAAACCUGUGCGAUACAAAGUCGAGAAUAGUUGGAGUGAUACCGCUGGUGAUCAUGGCUACUUUGUCAUGACUGAUGCUUGGUUUGAUGAAUAUGUUUAUGAAGCCGUUUUACCCAAGUCUUUUAUUUCGGAUUCGCUCAGACAAGUCUAUGACAAUUCAGAGCCUAGCGUCUUACCACCAUGGGAUGCUAUGAGUUAA
Messenger RNA from Melampsora larici-populina 98AG31, 1533 nucleotides. RefSeq lists its product as uncharacterized. The record is from RefSeq and is a predicted model, not a curated record. Gene Ontology annotation, cellular component: cytoplasm. The coding region runs from base 1 to 1533 and encodes 510 amino acids. The transcript is spliced from 11 exons. NCBI's taxonomy places the organism in Eukaryota, Fungi, Basidiomycota, Pucciniomycetes, Pucciniales, Melampsoraceae. Gene Ontology annotation, biological process: proteolysis; response to toxic substance; L-homocysteine catabolic process. Gene Ontology annotation, molecular function: cysteine-type aminopeptidase activity.